This is a messenger RNA of Parnassius apollo (apollo), 1185 nucleotides long. NCBI's taxonomy places the organism in Eukaryota, Metazoa, Arthropoda, Insecta, Lepidoptera, Papilionidae. The record is from the annotation of a GenBank genome assembly.
AUGAUGGAAUAUGCAAAAACGCGCAAAGGGCCGCUGCCUGGAGGUCGCCAGGGCGCGUCUGGAGCUGGCGCUGGACGCGACAGCAUGCGAACCGCCAGCCGAGCGAGAGGUGCUGCACGACCACCCAUCAGCCCCUCGCAUCCAUCAUCCCCACCAGCUGGCUUGGUGUCGGCAGGGUCUUCGCGGGCCCAGCAAUCGGCACCCGCCACUGGUGGAGUACGCCGCAUACGAUGGACAACCGAAAUGAAUAGUAACGCAUUGUGGGUGUAUUUUAGGGCGAAAGGGGGAGAGGCUGGAGGUUUGGCGUAUCGGGCUAGGAUGCAUCGUCUUUUUGCUGAGCUGGAGCCAUCUUUAACCGUCUCAGAGCAAAACCUGGUAGACCGGGUUCGGUAUAUCUUGCGCUCAAAUAUAUUUGAUGUCGCCGAACUCGAACGGCUACGACGUGAGGCUGUUCCCUCAUCGGAUGAAAAUGCUACGGCCGAGGAUGCGGCGCCACAAAUUGCAGAGCAACCCGCAAACGUGAAUGCCGCCGUGAAUACCCCAGUUGUGGUUGAUUCAAACGAUGAUGGAACUGUCGUCCAGGAACUGGAAUUAGAGCAUAUGAGGAGUACAUUGGAAGAGGCGAUUGUGGAAACGCGCAGUAUGCCUCUCGAAAAUCGACCGCGACUUCCCCGCAUUGCCCUAAGCAAGCGGAAUCGGGCUGUCGUGAGGGCUCUGAACCCAAUGCUGGUGACCUAUUUGGAAGCCAGCCGGGACCUUUGCGAGACGGACUCAACUCUUUUUGGCGCCGCACUGGCAGUGUGCCGUAUUAUAGGUGCCAAACUUUCCACGGCUGGACGCGCUACUGGACAAAGUAGCGCUAUCCCAGCCCGGAGAAUAAGAAUUGAAGAACGUAUCGCAAAGGCUAGGGCCCUCAUCGGCAGACUGAUAUGCUUCAGGUCAAGCAACAACAGGCCAAGGAUUGUGCGCACCGUCAGGAUGGUGCUUGCUGGGACAAAUGUUAGUUUGUCCCAGCCGGAUAUAAUGCAAAAACUGACGGAGCGCAUAUACGACCUGAAGCAGAGAAUCGCUGCUUGGGGAAAGCGGAUUUGGCGAUAUACCGAGAGGUCGACACGGUUUCACCAGAAUCGUCUCUUCCAGAGUGAUCAGAAGAGGCUCUAUAAAUCGUUGGAGCGACCAAUGUAA